Molecule: messenger RNA, 5978 nt
Organism: Monomorium pharaonis (pharaoh ant)
Lineage: Eukaryota; Metazoa; Arthropoda; Insecta; Hymenoptera; Formicidae
Exons: 10
Coding region: 803-4984 (1393 amino acids)
Biological process (GO): regulation of transcription by RNA polymerase II
Cellular component (GO): nucleus
Molecular function (GO): RNA polymerase II transcription regulatory region sequence-specific DNA binding; zinc ion binding; DNA-binding transcription factor activity, RNA polymerase II-specific
Source: RefSeq, a predicted model, not a curated record
AACGCGCUCAUUAUUUCAACGGCCGCCAUUUGCACGCGCCAUCUGGCACUUACUGUUCGUGGUCAAGUAUAUCACGUAUAUAUCGUGAAUUCAGAGUUUCCUCUCGUAGGAGACGAGAUUAUUAUCGUCGGCUUUACGUCGAAGUUGGCCGAGGUGCAACGGAUUUUGUACGGAACGCUGAGAGGGGAACAUAUAUACACACACGCAGUAGCAGCGAAGAGAGAAUGAGUGAGAGAGGGGAGUAAGAGAGAGAGAGAGAGAGACAGAGAGACAGAUAGAGAUUGAUUCUUUGCCGCGAGAUUGAUUGACGAACAUCUUGGCAAGUUUGAAGUUUGUAAUUAAACUUGCAGAAAAAUAAAUUUUGUUUAGUCUUAUUUUCUAUAUACAUUUGUAUAGUAAUCCACAUAAAAGUAUACAGAUUUAAUAUACAACUAAUACUGUUCUCAAAAUGAAACAUUUACCGUAGUAUUAAUGAUUUUACUGGAAUUUGAUUGUUUCAAAGUUGCAACAUGUGUUCAAAGGAGAAAGCAAUUAUAUAGUAAGAAUUAUGGAUAGAAACGCUGUAAUCAACACUAGAUUCUUUGAUGAUUAAAGAUAUAUAAACUCAGAUAUAUACAGCUUGUGUAUAGAUAUACGGAGUGGUCUCGCACUGUGUAUUCACUUAGCGAUUCACUCAUGAAACUUUGUCAUCUCUUGAUCUUGAGAAAAGAAGUAGAAAAUAUUGGAUACACAAUUAUGAAUGUUGCUAUGUGUUAGAGAAAAAGUAUAAGUGAUCGUAAAAAAACAAGAAGAAAAGGAGAAGAUGCCGAAUCCUGAAGUCAACAAGCGUGAUCACAAUUACAGUGAAUCAAAACCUCAACAUGCCAACAAUGGCACCAAUGGUGCUAUUAGCAAGAUAUCCAAAACUUCUAUCAUGGGUCAGAUUCGAGAUAUUGAUGAGCUGAAAAAGAUUGCGCCGCGUGUUCGUCUACAGAAUACUGAGAGUUUGAACGAGUUAACAAGGAUCUCGUCUUUAAGUAAUAGCAAGUCACAGCAGAGUGAUACAUCCAUUUUUGAAAAGACACGGCAAGAACUGAGAAAAUACUGUCGCACUUGCGCUGGUUUAAAAGUCCCCUUGGUGGACAUAUUUAGUGAGAAAGGCAUUAAAUUGCGAUUAAGUCAGCAAAUUAAGCAUCUCGAAGUGAAUCCCUAUGAUAGCCUUUCUACACAAAUGUGCAUGGAUUGCAUCUGCGAUCUUAGAAUAAGUUAUAAAUUUUUUAUGCAGAUAAAAAAAGCUGAGAUAAAACUUAAAUCUAUCCAUGUCAAUCUUACGACUGAUAAUGUCACGAGAACAGAAACAUUGACCGACAAGUCAACUUUGACAACAAAUGAAAUGAAACAAUCAUCUUGUUUAGAAGCAAAGCAGGAAUAUCAAUUAUCUUCUACAAUCCAACAAAAUCUAUCUUCAUUGUCAACGAAACAUGAAAAUCAAACAACUGGAAAUCAAGCAGACUGCUCUGUUCCCAAAAUCUGUGCUAUUUUUUCAUUGAAAAAUGAAUUAAAGAUAAAUUCUGAAAAGGAGAACAAGGAGGAAAAGGAAGAGAAGGAGAAAGAAAAAAAUAACGAGGAGAAGGAAAAGGAGGAACAAAUGAUAGAGAUAGGCGGAGGGAUAUUCGAGGAAGUGGCAGAGGGAGAAGAUGAAGAAUCUAUUGAAGAAUUUGAUCCUGAAGACCCCGCACUCUUGGAUGAAGAAGAAGAAGAAGACGACGACGACGACGACGACGACGACGACGACGACGACGACGACGACGACGACGAUGACAACGACGACGACUCUUCAAGAUCUCCAGCAACUGUUUACAAAUAUGAUAUGGCGGCAAAGUCUUAUGUGAGAGUGGAAAAAAGUGAGGAGGGAGUUUCCAUAAAAUCUGGAGCCUCUCAGACAUCAGAGGGUGACGGAGAAAAUCAGAAAGAAGGAAUGAGACAACCUAACAUUUUGAAAAGAAAACUGGUAAUGUCAACAGUAACGACAAUGAAUGAAGGGGAGGAUGCUGUAGUAAAGGAGCACAAGAUACAAAAGCUAGAGACAAACAAUUUUUUGAAUGUAAAUAGUCCAGAAGAAGAAGAUGGAAUUAUGUAUGUAACUGUGAAGGGAUCUAAGCCAAACGAGAUUCUUUUGGUAAAGGUCAAGAAAAUGGACAAACCCGUGGAAGCAAAGCGUGCAGUAACUCCCGCUGAUCUCAAGCCUGUUGAGCGUUUCCUCAAACGUUAUGAAACAAUUACAUCGAAGGAUUUCUCAUCUCGACGUCCUGAUGCUCGCGAGCAACAAAUAAUUGAGGAACAAAUUGAAGAAUAUAAAAAGAAACGAGAAAAAGUCCUUGGAGGUCAGUCAGUAAUAACGUUCACCGUGAAUGAAAUGCAAAAAGAAGUGCAGGUAGAGGAAAUUUCUGCUAAGUCAAAUUUGGAAAGAGUAAAAGAAGAAAUGACAGUUUUGAAAGAUAUGGAUAGCAAGAGAGAGUUGGAGGAAAAGGAGAAGAAGGAGAAGCGAGAGAACAUAGAUGAUGACAGGGUUGACGAAAAUGAAGAAAAAGUCAAUGAUAAUACAGAGAAACAUCUCUCAAAGUUAUCGAGAUCGAAACUAAAAUGGGAAGAGACAAAGCGGAAAAAAGAAAGUUUACAAAAAGAACUAGACGAAUCAUAUAGUGAAGGAAAUUUGGAGAAAUUGACAAAAGUUUUGGGGGAAAAGGAAAAGAUACAGGAAUUCCAAGAAUACUUGAAGCAGCGUAAAAUCGUUCUUACUCGCCUUAAGGACGAAGACAUAAUCUCUCUUUACGAAGAUCAAUUCUCCACCAUUUUAAAGUCGGUCCCUAAAUCACUCCCAGAUCUUAUCAACACUCAACUUCCUAUUGAUCCUCUUUCCGAAGAAUGUUAUUUAGAAUGCGAUUACUGUUCCGAAAUUUUCUCCAACCGCGAUGUUCUCGAGGAACAUCUCAAAUCUCACGACUACCGUAUCUUUCAUUGUUGCGACGACUGCGGAGAAGAAUUUCAAACCAAUAAAGCGAAAAGAAAUCAUAACGUAAUUUGUGUGAGAAAAUUAAUUUGCAAGUAUUGCGAUAUACAUCUGGAUUCAAGAGGAAAAAAACGUCAACAUGAGCAAAAACAUAUUGAUGCUCUGUACGGUCAACUUUGCGAGGUUUGCGGGGAAAGAUUCAAACACCAAGGAACCCUGGAUCAGCACUUAAAAACGCAACACACAAGUUUGGAAAAGAUUUAUCAGUGUCCAAAAUGUCCAAAAAAAUUUGCUUUUAAACAAAAGUUGAGCUUUCAUUUAAAAUCUGUUCAUACAACUCUAAGAGCGUAUCUUUGUGAAGAUUGCGGUGCGGAUUUUAAAAAUCCUGCGAGCUUGAGACAUCAUAGAAUUAGAAAGCAUCAACCAGUUGGAAAUAAGAGAGAAUGUCAAGUUUGCAGGAAAUUGGUACCAUUUUACAGUUUAUCGAAACACAUGCACACACACAAAGCUUAUAGUAUUCAAUGUCCACAUUGCGAUAAAAUGUUUAAAAAUAGUUCGACUUUGAAGCAACAUGUCAGAAUUCACGAAGAUCAAAGGCAGUAUCGUUGCGAUACCUGUGGCGUUGGAUUUAAUCGGAGGGAUGGUUUGAGGCUGCAUAUGAGAGUGCACGAAAAAACUGGUAGUAGAGGCUUGAAAGAAUGUUCCUGUCAAGUUUGUGGGGAAAAGUUUCCGAAUCAUUCGACUUUGGUGAUUCACAGAAACAGAGAACACAAAGAUGGAAGACAGUAUACGUGUCAUAUUUGUAACAGAUCAAUGAUUUCAACAAGAUCGCUCGAGUGGCACAUGUCGCAUAUUCAUAACGAGUUGAUGCCAGGUGUUACCCGUGAUGAGUCUGGUCUACUUGAAAAAAAACGAGUUUCCUGUUAUCAUUGCAACAAGACUUUUAAGACAGAGCUAAUUCUUCGCACACAUAUAAAAAAUACACAUGUGGAGAAGGACCCGUUGAAGUGCACCGACUGCGAAGCUAUUUUCACAUCUGAAGUGCGUUUGCGUCAUCAUAUGAUGGUUGUACACAAUCGUCUCGAGGGCACCUUAGCAUGCCCUCACUGUCCAAAACGAUUCGUCAACCAAUUAAGGCUAAAGACUCACAUGAUCUCUCAUUCCGAGGAAAGACCAUAUACCUGUGAGAUCUGCGGUUUCAACCUCAAGACAAAGAUCCAGCUGAUUAAGCAUCAUCAAAAUCGACACAGCGACGAGAGACCUUUGCAAUGCAGGUAUUGUCCUUGGCGAUGUAAGCAAGUGAGUGCUCUCGUUUGUCACGAGCGCACGCAUACCAAUGAACGCCCAUAUUCGUGCAGCGUGUGCCGCCAACGCUUCAAAUAUCUCGGUGACAAAAACAAGCACGAACGUCGUCACGAGAGCCUCGGUGGUUCAGGUUUUAAGCGUAUCGUACCUGGGAGAAAUGUUAAAUCAAAGACGCGCCAAACCGGGGAUACUUCGGGAUCCGAGCCCGAGCAGAGUUCAUUCAAGGAUACGACGAGUCAACAGGACAUUCAGCUUACCGAAGAGCAAUACGAGGAACAGCAGGAAGGACAAUAUGAUGAGAAAUUUUCGGAUGAACAGAUGGUCAAAUUCGAACAAGAGCAGAUUGUCAAAUUUGAAGGUCAAGAGGAAUACGGAGAGGUUUACGAGCAGGAAUACGAAGAAAAUUCAAGAGAAGCAUCGGAAGCUACCGAAGUAAUCAUGAACAUGGAGGAUUCCAAUGUGUAUACGGAGGAGGUUACGGCUGAUAACAUAGAGUCUGGCGCAGAGAUCAUAACAGAUGAGAUAAUGACGAAUGAUAUUCUGCAAUCUGGCACUACUGUCAUGCAGUUACAACGGAAGAAUUCGGGGGAGAUUCAAGUGAUACCAGUGAUGCCAGUGGUGCUGUCCCUGCCUGAUUUGUCUGAAAACGAAGUUAAUCUCGCGACUGCCUCAAUCAUGUACAAUAAUUAGAUUCGAUUUUUCUCAGCAGAAUUUUCAAUAAAUUCAGUAAAUUCAACAUAAAAGAUUCUUGAAUCUUUAAGUUUUUGGUUUAAUCUCUUUGACUGCAAAAAGAUUGAAAUCACGUAAAUAAUGUCACAAUAUCAAAGAUGGGAUUUUGAUUUUUAGAAAUUACGCAAUAUAAGAAAUUGACAUUUCUUAUAUUUUUAUUGUAUACAUAUUAUAUAAAUAGAUAUAACUUUAUAUAAUCAUAGUUCAUAGAAUUUCUUAGAAGACUUCAUGUGAUUUUGUAUUUUCAACGAAAAGUCUUCAUUUUUCAGUUCUCAUGUAGUCCUAAUUUAGAAGAAAUUAUAAAAAAGACUUAACUUUUAUAUCCAUAAUUUACAUAUUUAGCACAGGAUAUUUUGUAAAAUUUAUUCUUUUUUUUUCAAAUUACACACUAAUACAAAGAAAAUGAUAACAGACUAUCACAAAGAAAGAACAAAAAUGAUGAAAACUUGUUGAAUAAGCGUUCUGGAAAUGUUCUUACAAAUAAAUAGUUCAAAUAUUGCACUAUUGUAUAUGAAAAUAGUAGAUUGUAAAAUUACAAAGAAAAAAAAAGAUUAAGAUAAUAACAAAGAAGAAACUGGAAAAUCGGAAUUUUUAACAGAAGAAAGAAAAACAAAAGUUCUCAAAAGCACUUAUUAUUGUGCAGAACUUGUAAAAAAUUUGAUGAAGUAGGUGCAGGAAGAAAGAUAAAAUUAAAAAAUUGAAAAUUACGAGAGAUUUCCCAUUGAAAGGAAAAGUGCAAGACUGUGGAAAAGAAACGAAGACUCUUGAAAGUGUUUGUUUUUGUAAAAUUGCGCGAUAUACUAUGUAAACUACCUUGUAUAAAUCAGUGAAAAUUAGUAAGAUUGUGCGUACGUAUGUGCAUUAAAUAAAUCAUUCUGUAUCAUUAUCUUACAUCAAUCUUUAUAAAGAUUGUAUUAGAUUUUUUCGCGUAAUAAACCACUAGUUUAUUCUCUAU